Messenger RNA from Leptopilina heterotoma, 1955 nucleotides. Its product is annotated as esterase FE4-like. The coding region runs from base 153 to 1832 and encodes 559 amino acids. The record is from RefSeq and is a predicted model, not a curated record. NCBI's taxonomy places the organism in Eukaryota, Metazoa, Arthropoda, Insecta, Hymenoptera, Figitidae. The transcript is spliced from 7 exons.
AUAAAACUUCUUGGGUUAAAGGUCUUUCAGUUGUUACUAUCACGAGACAAUAUUCUGCUAAACUAUUCCACUAUAAAUUCUAUACGAUUCGCGACUACUUGAAAUAAAUAAUAAAUUUCUUUUAUUUCUCUUGCAGUAUCAACAGAAAAAAAAUGCUGCAAUUAAUAUUCAAAUUUAUUAUUUUACAAUUCUUUUUCUUUGAAUUCUUACAAGCUGAACCUGUUGUGAAAAUUGAUCAAGGAAUUCUUAGUGGAACAAAUUUUCAAACAAAAGGCAAUAGACUAAUUUCUGCCUUCCUCGGAAUUCCUUACGCUGAACCUCCAAUUGGAAAUCUCAGAUUUAAAAAUCCACUACCAGCGGGAAAAUGGAACGGAAUUCUUUCGGCUCAUCAGGAGGGAAAUUCUUGUGCUCAAGUAGAUUUCCAAAAUAAUAUCAAUGGCAAGGAGGAUUGCUUGUAUUUAAAUGUUUACACCCCAUAUUUGGAUUUCAACAAUUUGGAGGAGAAUGAAUUGUUGCCGGUGAUGGUGUGGAUUCAUGGUGGAGGAUAUUUUUUUGGUGACAGCAGUCCAAGUGUUUAUGGACCAAAUUAUCUUCUCGAUAAAAAUAUUCUACUUGUUUCAAUGAAUUAUCGUUUGGGAAUUUUUGGAUUUUUCACCACUGGCGAUUCAGUGGCACCGGGAAAUUUUGGCCUCAAGGAUCAAGCUCUUGCCUUAAAGUGGGUUCAAAAGAAUAUCAAAAAUUUUGGCGGUGAUCCAAAUCGAGUGACACUCUUUGGAGAGAGUGCAGGCGGUGCUUCUGUUAAUUUACACGCAAUCUCAGACGCAUCGAAUGGACUUUUUCAACAGUACAUAAUUCAGAGCGGAAGUGCCCUGUGUCCUUGGGUUUUUCGCAAUAAAAUUGAAUAUAAACCUUUGAUAAAUGCAAUUGUGGGAAAAAUCGAUUGUUCUUGUGAUGAUUCUGAACAUGUUGUCGAUUGCUUACGAAAUAAGAGUGUGGAAACUUUAUUAAGGGCGAAGAAAUCACUAGUUAAUAAUUUUCCCUCACUGAUCUGGGUGCCGACUGACGAAUUAAAUUCUGAAGAUGCAUUUUUGACCGAUAGUCCUAAGAAUUUAAUAGUGAAAAAUAAAAUGAAGGAUCAACCUUUCAUGAGUGGAACUGUCGUCAACGAAGGCCUGCUUCAAACUCUACCUUUCUUCGCGGAGAAAACACCAAUUGAACGAAUUCUGCUUUUUUUGGAAAAAACUAUUAAUUUAACGUCAAGAUACUAUUCAAAUUCGGAAGAUGUGAAUCAAUUUAGAGACUCGAUUGAAAAUUACUACUUCAAUACAUCAAUUCACUCUAUUGCCAAAGAUCAACUUUUGAAUAAUUACACGGAUUUUGUAAGUGACAGUGGUUUUCUCUAUCCACAAUCAGCAAUGAUGGAUAAAAUUGCUAAAGUGAUGAAAAGUCCAUUCUAUUUUUAUUCAUUCGGCUAUUAUAGUUUGAAUAUGAAUAAAAUUUUCGAUAUUUUUGAUAUUAAAAAAAAUGUCGGUGUACCGCACGCUGAAGAACUUGGAUUUCUAUUUUCAUCGAAUACUACGAGUGCAAUAAAUGAGAACGAUGAAUUUGUUCUUAAUUUAAUGGUUGAUCUUUGGACUUCAUUUGCCAUUAAUGGAAAACCCACUUCAGCUUUGUUACAAGAUUCAAAUCUCUGGCAGCCUUAUGUGGAAAAUAAUGGUUUCCUUCAAAUUGGAAAUAUUUUAAACAAUACUGAUCCAACCGUCAAAAUGGAUAACAAUUACUUUUCGUCCCGCUUGAAUUUUUGGCGUGAAAAUUUUCCGAUACAAUUAUAAUUUGACUGAUUUUUCAUCAUUACUAUUUUUUAUUUUAUUAUUUUUAUUAUUGUUAUUACUAUUUUUAUUCUUCUUCUUAUUUUAUUUUUUUAAUACUAUUAUUGUUGUUUUAUUAUUAUUUAU